CACCUGCGACCCCGGAAGCUUCAUCCGCACGCUCCGGCGUCUCAAAAGCCGGUGAAAAAGAGUAUGCCUGUUCAAGUGUCAUGGAAAAAAGAAACAUCUGCCAGCUCUGACAGAAUCUACGACAAGAAGUUGUAGAAAGUUUUGUAUGUGGGCUUUUUAAAAUAUUUUUAUAAGUUUUUGCUUGCCAUUGCAAUUUGAAGUCUUGCCACAGAUUUGGGACCCUCCAUCCAAUUGUAAUCGAGAAGAUCUGAAUGAUAAAGGCUGCCACAAGUACAUAACCCAGCUCGCCGUGAAGCCCAUUGAAGGUCUUGUGAUGCCUGUGAAGAAGAAAAGAAAGCUGCCUGAUCCAGAGGAUCAUCAGCUCAAGUGUAAAAUCACAAGCUUCACCCGACCUCCUAUUUGCACGUCAAAGCCUUUCAGCACAGACAAGCCCUUCUCUGGCAGAAAGUGCCUGGCUUGGUUCUACGAGUACGCGGGCCGAGACGAGGUGCUCGGCCCCGAAGCCAUGGAGAAGUUCUGUGAAGACCUUUGCGUGGCUCCUGAGAACAUCAUUAUGCUGGUGUUAGCCUGGCAUCUGGAAGCAGUCAACAUGGGCUUCUUUACCAAAGACGAGUGGCUCAGAGGAAUGACGUCCUUACAGUGUGACUGCACACAGAGGUUACAAAGCAAACUGGAUGACCUGCGUGGUGAGCUCAAUGACUCUGGCCUUUUUAAAAACAUCUACAGAUAUUCUUUUGACUUUGCCAGGGAUAAAGACCAGAGGAACCUGGACAUGGACACAGCUAAAUCCAUGCUGGCCUUGUUGCUAGGCAGAUCUUGGCCUCUCCUCCCAGUCUUCGUCCAGUUCCUAGAACAGUCCAAGUACAAGGGUGUGAACAAGGACCAGUGGUACAACGUGUUGGAGUUCAGCAGGACAAUCCGUACUGACCUGACCAACUACGACGAAGACGGAGCUUGGCCGGUGCUUAUAGACGAGUUUGUGGAAUGGCACAAAGCUUGCUCUGCAUUGUAGCAGACUGACACUACACCAAAGACCACGUCGACAACCACAUGAUCGUAAAUCAAGAGGAGGAGAAAAGACGACAUACUAAUGGACUGUGACAACACACACAUGCAUUGGACUUGUGGAAAGAACUGAAUUCUUAAAAUGAGAGAAGCCCUUAAACCUCCUUCUUGAUUUAUUUGUCCCUCAUUUGUUUAUAGAUGUUCACAAUAAUAAAAAGAGGAAAUUUGA
Molecule: messenger RNA, 1234 nt
Organism: Nerophis lumbriciformis (worm pipefish)
Lineage: Eukaryota; Metazoa; Chordata; Actinopteri; Syngnathiformes; Syngnathidae
Product: DCN1-like protein 5
Biological process (GO): protein neddylation
Cellular component (GO): ubiquitin ligase complex
Molecular function (GO): ubiquitin-like protein binding; ubiquitin conjugating enzyme binding; cullin family protein binding
Source: RefSeq, a predicted model, not a curated record